UCAGGAGCUGAAGGAAUUAACAAAAUACUACUUUUUUUCAUAAUCUGUCGCAUUUUAUUCCCCCCCCCCUCCCUCAAAAAAACAAUGAUGGCAUCAUUUGCAAAAGUCUUGCCAAUUUUGCCAUUUUUCAUCGCCCUGGUCAGCGCUCAGGUCCCCCUCCAGUUGGAUCCACCUCACCCAAAUGACGGUACCCCACUCAAUUUUCCAAGUCAGAGUGUAGUUCCCCAGGGGGACGAGAUUUCUCCCCUGUACAGAUUAAAUGGCACCAUAAUUCCGUCUAAUUACGAGUUGGAACUCCUCGUCUUGCUGGAUAAUGACCCCGCCUACGGGGCCCAGUUUACAGCCCCUGGUAAAGUCCGGAUCGACAUUACACCCACCAUUGCCACCGGACUGAUAACACUUCACUCUUAUCUCCCCGUGAUUAAUGAGUCCUCAAUUCAGGUCACCAAACCAGACCAACCCGAUCUUGUAAUUGAAGUAACACAAACUUCCAACGAGACCGAGGGCGUGGUGCAGUUUUACUCCAUCAGCCUCAACACGAUCUUAAAUCCUGGUCAGCUUUACCAGCUCUACAUCGAAUUUGUUGCCCCAAUUUCGACCAACAUUUUAAAUGGGCUCUACCUCAGCACUUAUGUCGACCCUGUUUCCGGAGAGACCAAACGUCUCGCCGCGACUCAAAUGGAAUCCAUCCACGCCAGGAAAUUAUUCCCCUGCUUCGACGAACCCGAACUAAAAGCAACCAUUGACCUCAGCAUUAUUCGGAAAUUUAAUUAUUCAUCAUUGGCAAAUGCGAAUUUACUAUCUUCAACUGCCGACCAAACCCGACCUGGUUUCAUAAUCGACAAGUAUAACAAGACCGUUCCCAUGUCGACCUAUCUUUUCGCCAUGGUCGUUUCCGACUUCACCUUUGCGGAAGCAGAUCCUCCCACUUUUGGGGGAAAACCGGUCCGAGCCUACGCCCCACCGUAUCUCAUCGCUCGAGGCGGCGGCAACUACUCGGCCCAAGUUUCCGCAGAAUUAUUGCAAUUUUUCGAUGACUAUUUCCAAUUCCCGUACCCACUGGAAAAGAUGGAUUCUGCUGCAGUACCACAGUUCGGGGCGGGUGCGAUGGAAAAUUAUGGACUUAAUUUGUACAGCGAGGGCCUCCUAAUGUAUUACGAUGGCGAAACGUUAGAGUCGAACCGUAAUUCCAUCACGAGCGUCCUCUCCCACGAACUUGGACAUCAGAAUUUUGGAAACCUCGUCUCUCUAAAUUGGUGGACCCAAAUCUGGUUGAACGAAGGCUUUGCCACAUAUGUCGCCAACCUUGGCGUUGACGCGGUCCGUCCAGAAUUCCGUGCCCGUGAGAGUACCAUCGGCCAGCUACAAAACUCCAUGGUUGCCGAUGCCCAGCCAAAUAGUCACCCUUUGCAGAACAAUGUACAUCCGACGGCACCGGACGCGCACGUGGGGGCGAUCACGUACGACAAGGGGGCAUCUAUUAACCGCAUGACAGAGAAAUUCCUGACCGAAGUAACUUUCCAGAAAGGCCUGCAAUAUUAUCUGCAAGACAUGAAGUAUCAAGGAGCACAUUCGGACGAUCUAUUUCGCAACUUGGAUAUCGCAGCGGCAGAAGAUAACCGACUUCCUGUCGGUUUAACGGUCAAAUCAAUUCUGGACACGUGGACCUUACAACGAGGGCAUCCACUCGUUUACGUCUCGGCUACAGGACCAAAUUCUAUCCAAAUCACGCAGAUGAGAUACGUUCACACGGACGACCCAUCCGACACGUUGUGGUACCUUCCUGUCACCGUCGUGUCCCAAGAUGUUCCAACUUUGCCGAAUCACGUCCCCCAACUUUGGAUCAACUCGUCCACCACGUCCGCCACUUUUACAGAUGUAGACACCUCCAAGUGGAUAAUGAUCAAUCAGGACGCCACCGGAUAUUACCGGGUCAUUUACACCCUCUCAUUGGAAACCUUAAUUCGGGAGCAGCUAAAUGCAAAUGCAUCCGUGAUCACGCCCCUCAGCAGGAGUCAACUGUUGGACGAUUACUUUGUCAUGGCAUUUCGAAAUGGAAUUGCUAUCCAAACCGCGCUCGAUUUGACGACCUAUCUCGCCCAGGAGGAUCACUUUACAGUGUGGGACGUCAUAUUUAGGCAUCUCCAGAAAACGCACAACUUGCUCAGCGCGUCCGAUUCGUAUCAGGCUUGGCGGGCCUACCUCCUCCCCCGCCUGGAACAAGCCCUGCUCAAAGUUGGCAUUCCCGAUUCACCCGAUCACAUCGGAAUUGCUGCCAUCUACCGGGCAAAACUUCUCGAUUGGGCGUGUUCCAUGCAACUACCACAAUGCUACAACUUCGCGCAACAGCUUUUCACCGAAUGGGCCGCGAAUCCUGCGAUAAAUCCCGUCAACAUAAAUGCUCAAGCCGUCCUGCAUUGCGCCAUUGUCGCAUCUGGACCUCGCACCGCGUACGAUUUUACGUUCUCCCGCUAUCUCGAGGUUCCUCAGGGUUCGCCCGUCAAGCCGAGACUACUCAAUGGUUUGGGAUGCAGUCAGGACACUGUCACUUUACAAGACCUAAUCGAGAAGGCCAUGAAUACCUCGUCCUCCUUGGUGAGAUCCGACGCCGUCACGGCAAUUCAACGCGUCGCCAUGAACAAACUUGGCAAACCUCUCGUGUUCACCUUGCUCGAGACUCGACUGGCCGAAGUCAUCGCCACACUUGGGGAAGGGUCGCUUAAUCCAGUGGAGAGAAUUGUGUCCACGUUAGUGGCGUCCCUAACUUCGCAGGCGGACUUUAAUCGGUUGGCCACAUUUAUUGUCGACAAUGGCGAAAUUCUUCUCCCAAUUAACGACUCGCUGCAAGCCUCUGUCGCCACCAUGCGGGCAAACAUGGAAUGGAUGGAGGAAUAUGGAAAUUCCAUUGUCAAUUGGCUAGAAAUGCAACCGUAAAUUAUGCAUAGUGACCAAACUUUCAUGGGAAUGAGCUUGUGUGAAAUAACAAUUUUUUGCCUGAUAAAUAAUUAUAUGGCAUAUGAUUCCAUUAAAUCAAAAUUUUUCGAAGAAAUUUCUUUUAAAAAUUAUUCAAGAUUCGAAUCUAAAAAAUAAAGGCUGUCAAUGUGAAAAUUAUAACUUACUAACGAACUAUUGUCAUUCAUUCGUAACCAACUAUUGCAAAUGUACAUACUGUCGAGUUUCAAUACCCUGUCAUUUAUUUGUGGACUUCUUCAUACGUGAAAUUUAAAUCUUUUAAAUUAUCGACAAAAUGUUUUAACACUACUUUUUGACAGAUUUCUAAAAGCUAAAAGUUUUUGCAUUGUGGGGGGCACGUAAUUUUGCAUGAUAAAAUCGUGUCAUAUGAAAAAAUUGGUGUUGUGAUAUGAAUUUCUCUUGAUCGUAAAAUACGAAGUUUCCAAAUUUAGUAAUAAAUAUUACAUAAUAUAUA
Molecule: messenger RNA, 3427 nt
Organism: Folsomia candida
Lineage: Eukaryota; Metazoa; Arthropoda; Collembola; Entomobryomorpha; Isotomidae
Product: aminopeptidase N
Exons: 14
Coding region: 85-2934 (949 amino acids)
Biological process (GO): peptide catabolic process; proteolysis
Cellular component (GO): cytoplasm
Molecular function (GO): metalloaminopeptidase activity; zinc ion binding; peptide binding
Source: RefSeq, a predicted model, not a curated record